GUUGGGAACAGUCGAAAAGGCGGUAACCCCGUGGCCGGGACCGGAGUCAACAGUCAACGGCCAACUCGUGUUUGUUUUGAUCGAACAGUUGUUUGUGUGAUCAACAAAAACAAAUCUCGUCUUUGAUUUUAUUCGGUGUCGUUGAAUCAUCGAUGGGUUUAAAUAAUAGACUGUAGCGUUUUGAAAAUAAUCUAACUGGAUCCUUCGGGGAUCGGGCGUUGUCAAUUGCGUUGUAUCUAGACUCGUGUCGUCGUCGAGGGAUUAUUAAUUAUGAGCCUCUCAGCGGAUGAGGAGAACGCACUGAGAAUGCGGAUAACGCAUUUCGUCCAGCCUUACCCGUCUGGUUCUUUGGUUUUAAGCGACUGCGACUGCACUUCCGUCUCAUAUUUCUUCAUAUCAAUCGUUCUUCUCAUUCUGGGCAUGUGCAUCAGCGCUUCUGCCCUGGGUGCGACCGAGCUCAAAUUGUUCUCCAACCUGGGGCACAUGUGGCUCAUCGGGCCGAUUUGCGUCUGCUGCGGGACCAUGAUCGGAAUCAAAAGUUUCCUGUACCUGAGGAGAAAAAACGUGAUCAAAAGACUCAUCCGACAAAGGAUACUCAUUAGAGAUUUCCAGGAUAUCGUUCGUGAUUCGAGAUGUUCUCACGUUCUCACGCAGAGGUGUUCACAUUUGACCGCAAGCGCGAUGACACUCCCGCCUCCUUAUGAAUUUAUAUUGAGCCAAAUCGCUCUCGAGACUCCACCUCCUUCUUAUGACAGCGCUCUUCUCAACAUGGAACAGCCCAUCACAAAAGUGGACACAUAUACAGAAACAACUUUUUAACAGUAUGUAAGUACCUUUUUGACUCCAAAGGAUCAAAUAUUAGAGUAAUAUUCGUUUAGGCCAUAAAGUAGCCAUUUAGCCGUUCAGGCCAACUGGUGUGAUGAAGACUGAUAAAGAACUGGACAUGAAUCUAAAUUUAUUGGCCUUGAAAUGGUGCUAAAUCGACAAUGGUAUUUGAUGUUUUUAUACAAAAACGAAGUUCACACUCAUUACU
Molecule: messenger RNA, 1033 nt
Organism: Cimex lectularius (bed bug)
Lineage: Eukaryota; Metazoa; Arthropoda; Insecta; Hemiptera; Cimicidae
Exons: 3
Coding region: 271-819 (182 amino acids)
Source: RefSeq, a predicted model, not a curated record